Astyanax mexicanus (Mexican tetra) is the source of this 6889-nucleotide messenger RNA. RefSeq names its product zinc finger E-box binding homeobox 1a (gene zeb1a). The record is from RefSeq and is a predicted model, not a curated record. The transcript is spliced from 10 exons. Bases 229 to 4239 code for a protein of 1336 amino acids. Gene Ontology annotation, molecular function: DNA-binding transcription factor activity, RNA polymerase II-specific; RNA polymerase II cis-regulatory region sequence-specific DNA binding. NCBI's taxonomy places the organism in Eukaryota, Metazoa, Chordata, Actinopteri, Characiformes, Acestrorhamphidae. Gene Ontology annotation, biological process: regulation of transcription by RNA polymerase II; anatomical structure development.
CUGCGCGCAGGAGCCAUCAGCGUGUUUACCUGAACGUCGAGCGGAGGAGGAGAGGAAGAGGACGGGAAAAACUGGGGAAACGGGCUAACCAAUGCCGUCUCCGCCGCCUAACCGCGCGCCUCUCGUCUGCGGAGCUGCUCUCACACGACCCGCGGGGAUUUACAGCGGCGGCGGCGGCCGCGUACACACCGAGCAGGUCGCGAGGAGGAGCGAGGGGAACCGCGGCAAAUGGCAACUUGUGCAGUGAGGAGUUUCUCCAAUGUGUCAGAAGCAGCGUCAGAUUCCGACGAUGAAGAUAAACUCCACAUCGUGGAGGAGGACAGUAUUUCAGACGCUCCUGAAGAAAAGCCCACAGUAUUCCAGCUCAGUGCAUCGCAGCAGCUACACAACGGACACAGAGAGGACGAUGGCAACCUGGGGCCAGACCCUUUGAUACAGGAAAUUAGAGUCAAAGAGGAGUGCAUAACUGACGAAGAGGAUGAGGAAGGUCACGCUCAUGGAUCACCACAGCAGGGGACUGAAGAGGCUGUUUACUCAGAGGUUCCAGAGGAGGAGCAGAGCACGCCUGAGAGAGGAGGCCAUGAUGAGAACGGUACACCGGACGAGUUCUCCCAGCUGCACACGUGUCCCUACUGUUCCCGGGGGUAUAAGCGGCACACGUCUCUGAAGGAGCACAUCAAACUGCGUCAUGAGAAGAGCGACAACGACUUCAGCUGCUCCCUCUGCAGCUACACCUUCAGCUACCGCACACAGCUUGACCGUCACAUGACCGCUCACAAAAACGGACGCGAACAGCGGGCAGUGCCACAGUCUGGAGGAAACAGGAAGUUUAAGUGUACAGAGUGUUCUAAAGCCUUUAAAUAUAAACAUCACCUGAAGGAACACCUGCGGAUUCACAGCGGUGAGAAGCCAUAUGAGUGCUCCAACUGCAAGAAGCGUUUCUCUCACUCUGGUUCCUACAGUUCUCACAUCAGCAGUAAGAAGUGUGUAGGACCUCCCCCUACUGUCAACGGCCUCUCUCGCACCCCAGGAGUCAAAGCUGCACUCACCCUCUCGCAGCCCACGCGCAUUCUCUUACGAGAGAAAGUGGACAUUUGUAACAAACCUUUACAAGAACAGCUCCCACCCAAACAGAUCAAACAAGAACCUGUAAACCACGAACUUAAGCCAGUCACAACUACGCCCAUUGUUUCCACAACCACUACCACCACCACUGCCACCACAAAUAAUGGGGUUGGAAUAACUGUUCCCACUGCUGCCCCUCAGGGUGUGGUACAGACUUUGGUUGUACCCACUGUGGGUCUAGUCCAGCCAAUCAGUAUUAACCUGAGUGACUUGCAGAACGCCCUGAAAGCAGCAAUGGAUGGAAACGUGAUCCGCCAGGUUGUGGCUACCACGAACGCUAAUGGAACUACCGCUAAGGUUGUUGGUCAGAUGCAACCACAAGUACAGGCUAUGGUCAUGCAGGCUCCUCAGCCUCAGGGGCAGAUGAUCUCUGCCAUCUCUCUCCCAGUGGUAGAUCAAGAAGGAAAUGCCAAAAUCAUCAUCAAUUACAAUAUGGACCCACAAAUCAGCACUUCAAAGAUCAACACGUUACAGCCUGUUCUUACACAGCCAACUGUGGCACAGGCAAAAGUGCUGCAGUCAAAUGUGGCAUCACCAAAGGUGGUACAGAUGAACUCAACGCAACCUCCGAAGGUGGUGCAGGUUAACUCAACACAAUCCACAAAGCUAUUACAGGUUAACUCAACUCAGCCUCCUAAGGUGGUACAGGUUAACUCAACCCAACUUCCCAAGGUGGUGCAGGUCAACUCAACUCAGCUUCCGAAGGUGGUGCAGGUUAGCUCAUCUCAGACUCCAAAGGUGGUGCAGAUGGACUCAAACCAACCCGCAAAGGUGGUGCAAGUUAACUCACAACCAAACAUCACUUUAACUCAAAUGUCAAAUACCGCUAAGCAUGUACCCACGCAGAUAAACAUCCUUAAACCCGUCCAAACUAACCCCAAUAAAGUACCAUCCAUCAUCAAGGUAACAAAGCUGCUCCAAUCACACCCUGCGCAGACCAAGCACACGCAGCCAACACUGCUGCUUUUGAGAAGAGCAGACGGGUCGCAGGGGCUGGUAGUCAGACAGUUAACGACUGUACAUCCAAACACAAAAGUAACUGUACCUAUAGAGUCAAAAUGCACAGAGCAGGAGUCGAGCCCUGAAAAGACAGCAAUGCCAGAAAAGCAAACGUCUCCUGUUCAGUUGAGCCAGGCUGUAGAAGAUUCCAGUACUUCCAAAGACAACUGCGAGCCUGAGGACCUGAGCGGCACGUUGCUGCAGGACAUUCAGAUCAAAACCGAGCCCAUGUCUCCAACGGAGAUCGACUCUGGGAAUCAGACAGACUGUGGUGGAGGGGCUUUACGAUCAGACGGUGAGAGAGAGAUAGUAAGAACAGCAGUGAAGACCACCGGCUUCGAGUCAACGGCUCACUGUGGCGUUGCAUGUGGCGACGGCUUCCAUAACUACGCCACGUGCCUCUUCUGUGACAACAGUCCCAGCAGCGAAGACAUCUUCAACUGUCUCAACAGCAACGACCCAGGAUCUGGAACAUCUCUCUCCAGUCUACUGGGGGAAGAUGACUCUGGACCUCCAGUGGAGUGCCUCCUGCCUCUUCUCAAAGCGUACAGUAAAGACUCAGAUCCUACUGAAGAGCACCUGGCGAGAGUGGCCGAAUCAGUCAGCCUGCCUGAGGAUGUAGUCACCAGGUGGUUCCAAAGAAUGCGCUCCAAGAAGAUAUCACUCCGAGCUCUCGGCCAUCAUAAAAACAAACAGCAAACUAUUGAAAGCACUCCAUCAGACCCAAGUACCGACACAGAACCCCAAAUCCACAACACUUCAAGUGACCACCAUGAAGACUCUUUAGCGGAGCAGAACAGUGCCCCUUCUUCUCCACUGAACCUCUCCGCAGGUGAUCUCAUCAUAGUAAAGACAGAAGAAUCAGAGGAGGAAGGACAAGCUGAACCUCUGGACCUGUCUCUCCCAAAGUCCUCCUGUAAAAACGCCAACACCUCAGUUACCACAUCAGUGUCCACCACCAAGCAGUCCCUGCCUGCACAGGAGGAGCCGCUCAACCUCACCUGCCUCAAGAAAGAUACACUGCCUGGCAGCACCAUCUAUGUGACACAACCAACCACAGGUCCCAUAAACAUUGUAGCACCUUUGCAAACACUGGUUGCCAUAGCAGAGCCGGGUGGAGUUCCCUGCCUCCGAGCUGCCUUCUCCCCCAACAAACGCACCAUCCUCAUCCCCCAGCUGUCCUACACCUACGCCACGCCCUCAACAAACAGCACCGCACACAUCACCAACUCCACCAGCAAGAUCAUCACCACCACCACUCCACCAUCCACAGACAGAGAAGGAGCAGUCAUACUUAAUGACUGUCAGGAGAAGGCCAGUGCUGGUGUUGAAAGCUUGUCCAUGUGGGAUGGGCAGAGUGAAAGUGACCUCUCCCCAAACAGAAAGCGGAGGAAGUUGCUGGGCGGCCAAUACGCAUGUGAUCUGUGUGACAAAAUCUUUCAGAAGAGCAGCUCGUUGCUCCGACACAAAUACGAACACACAGGUAAGCGUCCCCACGAGUGCGGCAUCUGUAAGAAGGCAUUUAAACACAAGCACCACCUGAUCGAGCACACCCGUCUUCACUCCGGUGAGAAGCCCUACCAGUGUGACAAGUGCGGCAAACGCUUCUCGCACUCAGGCUCUUACUCCCAGCACAUGAACCAUCGCUACUCUUACUGCAAGAAGGAGACUCACAACCAGCCGGAGCCGGCCAGCACCUCCUCACAGCUCGACUCGGACCCGGACCCAGACGAACGAGAGAGCGAGGCGGAGGAGGAGGAGGAGGAGGAUGACGAAGAGCAAGAGGGAGAGAGAGAUGCAAACGAAGACAUGGAAUUUGCUGGCUUUGACAUGAGUGAAAUUCGAGUGGUCAGAGUUGGGGAGGAAUAUGAUGAGGAUGAUGAAGAGGACGAGGAAGAGGAGGGUGGAGGAGGUGAAGAUGAAGAAGACCUGAUGGAGGAAGAGGAGGCGAUGGAGAGGCAACCUGAGGGAAUGAAUGGUCUGGAGGAGGAAGAGGUGUACGAGUUGGACCUGGGGGACUGCACGGACGAGGAGCAGCAGGAGCUGGAGCCCCCGGAGGACAGUGAGGUAACUGACUGUGUGGAAAGCAGGAGCGUGGCUACAGCAGAGGGAUAAAACGACUGAAAAAAUAAUUAUUUUCCCCACUUUUCUCAAGUGACUGACAAUUGGUCACAGAGGAAGACUCGGAGGAGUCGUUUGCCAAGUCUCGAUGAUGACGACCUUGGGUUACUUUAGAAGCUGUGUCUCAGUAAUUUACUGUGUAUGAAGCCCAGGUGUGCCUGAUCCUCAAACUUCUUUCUUUCUUUUUUCCGGUGAAGAAGAAAAAAAUACAGCGUUUGUAAACUAUUUCAAUCAAACAAACCUGAAGGUUUCACUCUUAGUUUCAGUUCAAAUGUGUUACUGCACCUGAACCAGCUUCAGGUAUGUUACGUCAGUGUUACUCAAUGUUUUUUUCUUUGAAACUUUCCGUCUGUACAGUCAGGUGAGAUUUCUAUACAUUUUUAUUGCCAAUGAAGUUUACUAAAAUCAGUAUUUUAUCAGUAUGUCACUAUGUUUUGAGAGAUAAAACUAAAAUGCACUGCAGGUACAUUUAUGGAUUGUUUAUUUAUGGAUACAUAAUGCCUCAAGUUUUAGAUACCGUUCAGUAUUCUUAUUUUAAGUAGGCCAACCAGUGUUAGCGUAGCAUUUUGUUUUGCCAUCUGCCUGUUCGCCUUAUGAAGGAAACCAGUUUGCACUUCUGUACCAUGGGAUCAUCUAUAAAGAUUCAGCUUUAUUCAAAUGAUAAAAUAAUCUUCAAAGAAAUAUGAGCAGCAUGAUAUUGAAAAAAUUGCAUUCAUUUUUGCAAUAUGUUUCCAUUUUGAUUUUUGAUUUUGCCAUAUUAAAAGAAUACAGUCAGUGAUUCAGAAUGUAAUAACAUUAAUUGCGCACUCUGUGUGUCUAAGAUUGGAGUCAUAUAAAUAAAACUGGGCAGUGUUAUAUAAUAUAUAUAUAUAUAUCACUGAUCGAUACUGAAUCAAUUUAUUGUGCAGCCCUCGUAAAGUUUAAUUGUUUCAUGUUAUGAUUGCUGUGACUGAACCAAAAUUUUAUUAAUUCUCAAGUGUUUCAAUCAAGUGAAUUAACUGCAGCUAACUGACUUCAGUACCACUAUUAGAGCUAGUCUGGUACAAAUUUGCACAUUUUCUUAAAUUAAGCACUCCUUUUAUAAUCAAACGAAUAGGAUAAAUGCAUACAAAUAAUGUUUUUGACAGUAUAUUCUGUAUGCUCACAAACAGAGAAGGUAAGAAAUAAAGCGAGUUUUUUUAAUGUUUUGAUGUUUUUUGCUGUGUUUAUGAUUCUUUAUAGAUGGUACAUCCUAUGAAGUGCACUUUUCUGUGGUAUAGUAUGUAGGAACGUGGCACCAUUUAAGAAGAAAAAAUAAAAAAAAACUUCAGUCAGGGAAUUGUGCGUCACAACCUCAAAGCCAGUGUUAUGUCCUUUUUGUUUUGGUGUUUUUUGUUUGACUUCUUCUUGUUUUGGUUUACUUAAACCAUUUUAAUGUUUGUUUUAGUGAAUUCAGGGGUGCACUGAAUUUUACAAAACAUGAUAUGGAGAUGUGCAAUAGAAUACCUUUCCAUUUUCUCCCAUCCCCUUAAAAAACAAGAGUUUACAGAUUACAGUUACUGAACAGAAUAUCGUCGCUGUUCCGCAAAAACACAAUAACUGCCUUUUUAUUUGCCUUUUUUUUUGCAGUUAUCUCUAUGGUGGUGUUUUUUUUCCUUUCACAAUGUACAAACGCAAAUAUUUUUGGGCAACCUAGGCCUAUGAAGGAUACAUCAGUUGCGCCCUUCACAUUACACUAGUCAUUUCUCUAUAUGUAGGAUCCUUCACUUUGGAACAGCCUACUAUAAAGUAGUGAUUAAAAACGCAGCAUUUUCUAUUUGUCACUUGGACUGUGUUCACUCAGCAGGUAAAAGUGACCCAAAUCUGAUUUUCUCACCAAAUUCAGGCUAUAUUUCUAAAUUUCCAACAGUUCACACAAUCAUAUUUAUUUGUGUAUCCAUAUCUGACAUUCUACUGGGCAGACUGUGCUGUUUAAAUGACGCUCUCCUCACAUCCAUUUUCUUUUCUCCUCACAGCCUUUUUUUCCUCUGCUUGACAUAAAAGUCACAUGAAUUCUGAUCUGGUUCAAAUCAGAUGUAAAUCGGAUACAUAUACAAAUCAAAUUUUAGUACCACAUAUUAAAGUGGCUGCUGUGUGAACAAUGCCUUUUUGACAUAAUGUGAAUUUUGCAAUUUAUUUUAUAUCAGAAUGCCUAAUGGUCCACCAUUUUUUUCCCUUCUCCUGUAAACUUGCCAUUUAGUAGAUUUAGUAGAAGUUUUUGCCGGACAGAGGCAGUAUAUAAGCUUUGAAAUGGUCAUUUUAUUUCGACUGAUUUCUUGAAAUUACCCAAUCAAAACUACACAGUUUUUCUCGUAUCAUGUGACCCUGGUGCACCCCAAAUUUUUGUCUUGUCUAAAUGUGUGACUUGUGUCAAUGUUAGAUGACCUAUGAAGUGUUUCUAAGGAACCCCACACCCCCAGCCUUAUGCAAGACCGCCAAGCUGUAAGUGCCAUUCAUACCUGUUAACUCUGUACUCCAUAACCAUUUUAACCAGUGGACCCAUUUUAAUCUGCUAUCAGCCAAUUUAAGACAUGUUUCCAAAUCUGAACACACUCAUGUCAGAGUGUAGACAUGGGCCAAAGAGCCAAUUACUCAAAUCUGGUUUAUGAUUUAGAUUUUUUUUUUU